AUGGAUAUGCCUACUCUGACAACAACUCCAGAAAUCAAGGUGACCUUCUGGCCGCCACUGUUUCUACAGAGAAAAAUAUGGGUAUUGAACGUCUUGCGACGAGAUAACAUUGCAUGGGUUGUUGACCUUGGAUGUGGAGAGGGUGAACUCCUCGCAACGUUAUGCCAGCCCGCACCAUGGCUACCAUCCGACAGAGAGUUGUUAGAAACAUCUAAGCAGCCAAACCUUAUCAAUAUUCUUACUAGAAACCACCCUGAAGAGGAGCAUGAAAACGAAAUCCGAAACCUGCACCCGCGACGUCUCGCAGGCCUCGACAUUUCAUCUAGAGACCUUAAAUACGCUGUAGAAUGCACUGCUCCAUCAGCUAGAGAGCCGUACGCGCGUUGGGAGCCUCUUGAAGUUCAGAUAUGGAAAGGUGGACUAGAGGCCAUCAAUCCAGAAUUCACCAACGCAGAAUGCAUAGUUGCUACCGAGGUUGUUGAACACCUCCCUGAUGCCAUCUUAUCUGAUUUUGCCCCCGUCAUCCUUGGGGUCUACCACCCCCGCAUAUUUCUGAUGACAACUCCUUCCUACGAUUUCAACGCAAGAUUUUCUGCUCCCGAUGCACCACGCGAUGAAGGAUACCCAGAUCCAACAGGGCGCACAACGCGCAUCUUCCGACACCAAGAUCAUAAAUUCGAGUGGACAGUGGACGAGUUUGUGCAGUGGUGUCAGGAAGCAGCAAACGAAUGGGGAUACAGUGUCGUUACCAGCAGCGUUGGGACGGCACUGGAGCGAGAUGAAUGGGGCAGAGACGAGGAGUUAGGCGGUGCAAGCCAAGUCGCCGAAUUUCGAAGGCUAGAUGACAGCCCUUCAACGGAAAUGAGAUCGAAUAAGCGAAAGAACGUACUGGAAAGGGCCUUGGGGAGGCCAAAUCACGAACUCCUGGCUGCGCAUUCCUAUUUUUCGCAUGCUAGUGCUGGGAAACCUAGUUCGCUUGACCACGUAGGAGACCUCAUAGUGACAAACAUGGAGCAACGAGGGGAGGAAGUCACCAGAAUGGAAGGGCUGUGGUUCAUACCAAACGUGAGCGUGUCAUGCGGGGGCCGUAUAGAAGUGAUGAUGGAUGCCAUUGAGAUACACACCAAACUGCGGCUGCGAAAAGAUGGGGGGAAAAGAAGUGCUUGGGAGGUCGAACUCGUUGGCGGUAUCUCUCGAGCGGUUCUAGACUGGCACUCACAUUGCGAAGAAGAGCCACACCUUGAUGAAAAGCAGCUCGAUCAAGACUGUCUGUAUGAAGAUGAACAAAGUGAAGUGACCGACGGAGACGAAGACUACAUAGAAGCACCCUGGACGGACUCAAACCUCAGUGAGAAUAACCUGAUAGAAGAGGAUAUAUCUGCUUGGAACCUUGAUGUUAACACAUGGGUCCAAGCUGAUGCUGAUGGCGGUAUUUGGGGAAAAUGGGAUGAGCCAGCACUAGACAGCUGGGAUAUUGAUGAGGACUGGAACAAGGAGGUAUGA
Messenger RNA from Serpula lacrymans var. lacrymans S7.9, 1503 nucleotides. RefSeq lists its product as uncharacterized. Lineage: Eukaryota; Fungi; Basidiomycota; Agaricomycetes; Boletales; Serpulaceae. Gene Ontology annotation, molecular function: RNA methyltransferase activity; O-methyltransferase activity. Gene Ontology annotation, cellular component: nucleus; cytoplasm. Gene Ontology annotation, biological process: piRNA processing; RNA methylation; siRNA processing. The coding region runs from base 1 to 1503 and encodes 500 amino acids. The transcript has 3 exons. The record is from RefSeq and is a predicted model, not a curated record.